AUGGCAAUCUGUAAUAUUCUCGACUCUGGUGUUACAAUGCGACUAAAACUCGGCAAAAUAAGAAUCAGGCCAAUUGCAACGCAAAAAUUCCUCAUUGAUGGACACCGCAUUGCCUAUAUGGGGUCUUUGGUGUAUGUAUGGGAGCCAGUAGUACCUAUCCACGGCACUCCAUCAAGCUCCUUGAUUUGGUGCAACGUCGCUCCCCAAACUGCGGAAGCAGGCUUCGAGGUCCACGUCUUUUUGAUCAGUUCAAGUACUAUGGACUUUCCAAGAGGGCCCGGCGUCCAGAAGUUGACGAAUCAAUGUCCAGCCAAGUUCAAACCCUGGAGGGAUUGCUUCGGAAUAAAGACAAGUUCCACCUCGUGGCUCAUGAUAUCGGCGGCCGAAAUCGGUCAACGCUUCGGUAUUUUCUACCCCGAUCGCCUACGACAUGUCCCCCUCAUCGAUGCCGUCAGCUUUGACAACUAUCCAUCUCACGGCAAACUAAGGAGCGAUUGA
Molecule: messenger RNA, 498 nt
Organism: Metarhizium robertsii ARSEF 23
Lineage: Eukaryota; Fungi; Ascomycota; Sordariomycetes; Hypocreales; Clavicipitaceae
Product: alpha/beta hydrolase fold protein
Exons: 1
Coding region: 1-498 (165 amino acids)
Source: RefSeq, a predicted model, not a curated record